AUGGAUGGAAUCGGAAUUUUCUCCCUCGAUGGUGUCAGACUCAGGUUGGGGCCCAAAGACAGAAUCAUCUGUACUCCUUGGGGGAUCAGUACAUUGGGACGAUACUAUUUACAGUUGGAUGGAAGUGCGAUGGGUAAUCCCGCUAGUCCAGCUUUGGCUGCACUUGUCAUGGAGGAGGCUGUGAGGGAGUGCUUGGGGCGUUUGAGUUUUGUGGUUCCCUUCAUCGAAAUUUACGUGGAUGACACAUUUCUGGCGAUCCCUAAAGAUAAAUCUGAUGAACUUUUAUCGGUGUUCAAUGGCUUUCACCCGCGCCUGCAGUUCACUAUAGAACAAGAAAAUAAUGGUGUUGUAAACUUUUUAGAUGUUAGAGUGAUCAGGCAGGACAACGGAUCUAUGAAGACACAGUGGUAUUCUAAGCCUACUAGUUCCAAUCACAGAGAAGAAAAUUGGUUGAAGCGUAACAUCAGCGAAAUGAUUCAAAUCAAAUUAAAUGAUACUGUCAACAACAGAACGGACACACAGAAUCUGAGCUCCAUUUACGCAAAUAUCUUACACAGCUACAAAUUGAAUGUUAAUCUGCCUUGA
Molecule: messenger RNA, 585 nt
Organism: Coccinella septempunctata (seven-spotted ladybird)
Lineage: Eukaryota; Metazoa; Arthropoda; Insecta; Coleoptera; Coccinellidae
Exons: 3
Coding region: 1-585 (194 amino acids)
Source: RefSeq, a predicted model, not a curated record